AUGGAUGGAAUUCAGGACAAGGAAGGAUCCAAAGGACGAAAUGGCGAGCAAUCCAGUUGCCCCGAUUGCCAACGACCAGAUAGCGCGGAGGAUAUGGUCCAGUGCGACCAUUGCGACGUUUGGAAGCACUUCACUUGCGCCAGCGUGAAUGCAAGCGUCGCUGGUCGCGCAUUUGUAUGUGGUGACUGUUCCGCUCAGCACAGCGAUGACGCGAUUACGGUGCAUAGCGAAUCCAGCCGUGCUAGUUCAACGUCGGUUUUCUCCGUCUGCCUGAGCCAGCUGGUGGAAAGACAGCAUAUGGAGCGUGCCCGUAUGGAACUCGAGCUGCAACGGCGCCAUCUAGACGAACAGCAGAAGCUGAUCGACAAAGCUCUUGGUGGGGAAGAAGCAGAAAACCAUCACAGUGACGGUUUAUCCGGUGGUACCACCAACGAAGUGACUCCACCAGCUCCCAGCAAGCGCCUUGCGACGCCGCCCCCUCCCGGUGCACCUCUAGCAUCGUCCGAUCGUCGAUCAAAGGCACUAUCCGACACUCCCAAGUCGGCUGCUCCAGUUGUGGUAUCGAUUCCACUUACGGCGCUGGAGCCGAACUCAGUGAAGCUUCUGCAAGGCAUGAAAGACCCCCAAGUUGCUCUGCGGGAACUCAGAGCUAGGGUUGAGCUGUGCGAGAAGCGCGCCAAUCCUACGCCCGACGACCUGGUUGACCUACAAGCUCAACUGGAACUGUGCCGGAAAAUUCUGGAAGGGAUCCAGACCAGUACAUCGACCAACGAAUCGGUUCAACGGCCGGACGCGAGCAGCACGAUGAAGUUGCAGCCACCAAAGCCAGCGGCGAGCACGUCGCGCAUGGUGAAGCAGACCGGUGCAAUUCCGAAAACAAAUCGGUCACUGCUUACGGUUCCCCAGGAAGAUCUGAUGCAGCCCAACAGUCCUUCUCAAGAAGGGGCAGUAGGAGGAGCCAACCGACCGAGCGAUAUUUGGCCGCUGAAGAUGCCGGUAAGCCAAUCUGGCGGACCAUCGGUAAGUCGAGCAUUCGAGUCAUCGAAAAUGCGUCCGAAUCUCUUGGAACCCCCAGGUAAGCGUCAAGCCUUGAGUAAUUUGUUUGAAAAUACAACCCUAUACGCCUCUGGUGAUUGCCCCACGACCAAUUUUCCAACAACCCGAGAGCAGCAGCGUGUUGACGCGCGCCCGGGAGAAAGUUGUCUGCCUCCUACACAUUCUCAUGAGCAGCUGCGAGAUACACUCGCGCACUCGGGCUAUGCAACUUUGCCCUACAGUCAACCCGAACGCAAUUCAACCGGUAUGCAAACGCGUAAUUGCCCCUCGCGUGUGGUUGAAUCCACUCCGCCCCCUCGUCAGUCAGAUAGCUCCCAACCAAACCAAGUGAUUUCCCAACCAGACCCAUUCCGCCCCACACAACAGCAGCUUGCAGCAAGACAGUCCCUGGCUAAGGAUCUUCCUCGAUUCAGCGGAGACCCAGCUGAAUGGCCGAUCUUCAUCUCGAACUACCGCUACACGACGGAAGCUUGUGGCUUUUCGGAUGGAGAAAACAUGCUUCGUCUACAACGGUGCUUGACUGGAUCUGCGCUCGAAACAGUACGUAGUCGGUUGGUGUUACCAGCAGCGGUACCUCAAGUGAUCGAGACACUUCGCAUGCGGUUUGGGCGACCGGAAUUGCUUAUCAACGCCCUGUUACGUAAGGUGCGGGACAUUCCUGCCCCUAGGCCCGAUCGGCUCGAAGGGCUCAUCGAUUUCGGAAUGGCGGUGCAGGCUUUGUGCGACCAUAUUGAAGCGGCGAACGAACGCGCUCAUCUAUCGAAUCCGUCACUUUUGCAGAAGCUCGUGGCGAAGCUUCCCGCUGAUCAACGGAUGAUGUGGGCCGGAUAUAAGCGAGGAUUUCCUCACGCAGAUUUGAAAACCUUCGGCGACUAUAUGUCAUCGGUGGUGCGGGACGCAACCAGCGUAGUCACCUUUGAGCCGGAGACGAGACGGAGCGGCGCUCGAGACCGUCCGAGGCAAAAGGGAUUCAUCAACUCCCACGCGACGGAGUCAUCCAGCAGAUCAGGAGAUUCAUCGCGUGAGCCGAAGGAGACACCGAAACAGUUCGAUUGCGCUCACUGCAACAAAUGCGGACACCGAGUUCGCGAUUGCAAUGCUUUCAAGCAGUUAAACGUUGACGACCGCUGGAGACGAGUUCGAUCGUUGGGCUUGUGUCAGAACUGUUUGUUCAGCCACGGACGGCGUGCGUGUCGAGGUCGAAAAACGUGUGAUAUUGAAGGCUGCCAGUUUCGACACCAUCCGCUCCUUCACUCCCCUAGAGGCCCUCCAAAAUCAUCGGAACGCACGAUGCAGGUGGCGGAAAAUCACACCCAUCGCCGCUUAACUUCUCCGACCCUCUUCCGAAUCAUUCCAGUAACCCUGCAUGGGACUAAAGGCUCGAUCAACACCUUCGCAUUUCUUGACGAAGGGUCCGACCUGACACUGAUAGAGAGUGAUUUGGUUGCUUCGCUUGGGGUGAAAGGCACUAAACUACCGCUUUGCCUACGGUGGACAGGGAAUACAUCACGCGUGGAAAAGGAGUCACAGCAAAUUACCAUCGAAAUCGCCGGAAUUGGACAAGACAAGCGGCACAAACUUCUGAACGCGAGAACCGUCAAUAGCCUCGGACUACCACGCCAAACCUUCGAGGUUGAAAAUGCGGUUAAGAAGCACAAACAUCUGCAAGGCAUUCCACUCUCCACCUACCGCGAUGCAGUGCCCAAGAUCCUCAUUGGUGUAGACAACUUGCGGCUGGCACUGCCUCUGAAGGUGCGAGAAGGGGAUGGGCCAGCACCGGUGGCGGUAAAAACCAGACUUGGCUGGUGCGUAUACGGUCCCCGGGGGAGCAGUAGCCUUGAAUCUCACAGCUUCCAUAUAUGUGAGUGCUCUUGUGACGAAACACUUCACGAGGCGGUGAAAGACUUCUUUGCUAUCGAAGGAGCUGGAGCGGGUCCGACAGCAACCUCGAUGAAGAAGGAAGAUGAACGGGCGCUAACCAUAAUGGAAGCGACAACUCACCGGGUUGGGAAUCGCUUCGAAACGGGACUUAUUUGGAAGGAAGACCAUGUAGAGUUCCCGAACAGCUAUUCCAUGGCAGUGCGUCGGUUGGAAUGCCUUGAACGCAGGAUGGAGCGUGACCCGGGUCUGAAGGAGAAUCUACACCGGCAAAUACAGGAGUACGAAGCGAAAGGAUAUGCACACAAGGCUACAGCAGCGGAAAUGGAAGCAGCGGAUCCAAGGAGAGUGUGGCACCUCCCGGUCGGAGCGGUCAUUAACCCCAAGAAACCGGGGAAAGUCCGCGUCAUCUGGGACGCUGCGGCCAAGGUGGACGGCGUAUCGCUCAACAGUGCACUCCUCAAAGGCCCGGAUCAACUUUCUUCCCUUCCUGCGAUUCUCUUUCGUUUCCGAUUGUACCAGGUGGCGGUCAGCUCGGAUAUACAGGAAAUGUUCCACCAGAUACAAAUCCGAGAAGCCGAUAAGAAUUCCCAGCGUUUCUUGUGGCGCAAUAACCCAUCUGAAAAGCCGACGGUAUACCUGAUGGACGUUGCCACAUUUGGUAGCACAUGCUCGCCGGCGUCGGCCCAGUUCGUUAAAAAUCGGAACGCCGAACAACACCUAGAGCUGUAUCCGGAAGCGGUGAAAGCGAUUAUCGACGACCACUACGUGGACGAUUACCUGGCUAGUUUCGGCACGGAAGAAGAAGCAGCAAAGGUGGCACGCGAUGUACGACACGUACACGGUAACGGAGGUUUUAAGCUGCACAAUUGGCGGUCCAAUAGCUGCACAGUGCUAGAACGGCUGGGUGAAGUUCCACUGGCAGAGGAAAAGCAGCUGAAACUCGUCGACGGCGUGGCGACGGAAAGAGUGCUCGGAAUGUUAUGGUGUCCUUCCACGGAUGAGCUGAGUUUUUCCACCCAGAUGAGUGAGGAAGUGCAGGCGCUGAUUAAAACGUCCACGCGACCGACAAAGAGGCAGGUACUACGGUGCGUGAUGACGCUGUUUGAUCCAUUAGGGUUGCUCUCACCGUUCCUCAUCCAUGGCAAAGUCCUGAUCCAGGACAUCUGGAGAGAAGGCACUGAAUGGGACGAGCAAGUCAGCGCAGACGUCUUUGCGAAAUGGCGGCGGUGGGUGCAGAUGAUUGAGUACAUUUCCGGGGUGCGCAUCCCAAGAUGUUACUUCCGGCUCGCGAAUCAGAAGACAUACCAUAACUGCGAACUCCACGUGUUUGUCGAUGCGAGUGAGGUGGCGUACUCUUGCGCUAUCUAUCUGCGCACGCUCGAUACAGAAGCUAAACCACAGUGUUGUUUGAUUGCCGCAAAAUCGAAAGUGGCUCCGCUAAAGCCAUGGUCAAUUCCCAGGCUGGAACUACAAGGGUGCGUCUUGGGCGUACGUUGGUCGAAGUUCGUUCGGGAAAACCACGGAGUUCCUGUUUCCAAGAUGGUGUUUUGGACAGAUUCCAGAACAGCUUUGGCCUGGAUCAUGGCCGACCCUAGGAACUACCGACAGUUCGUGUCCUUUAGAGUAGCCGAGAUUCUGGAGCACACCACGGCAAGCGAUUGGAGAUGGGUGCCAUCAAAAUCCAACCCAGCAGAUGAAGCUACUAAAUGGGGAAGCGGCCCGUACUUCAACCCCAACAGUAAGUGGUUCCAGGGCCCCGAGUUCUUACGUCUUCCGGAGACUGAGUGGCCUCGUCCCAAAGAGCCAGUGACCGCUACUUCAGAGGAAAUACGUGCAUCAAUCCUGUACCAUUGUUCGAUCGAGCCGGUGAUUGACUUCGUCCGACAAAACGCAGACGAAAUAUGCAGGACAACUACAGCAGCGAAACUUCGAGCAGCAGAGAUUACGAUUUUCAAGCUUGUACAACGCGAAUCCUAUCCCGACGAGAUCGCUGCACUCUCCACCAAGGCGUCGAAUGAAACCGGACAGGAGGCCAUUGGGAAGCAGAGCUCCAUCUACCGGCUAAUGCCGAUUCUGGACGAGAACGGCUUGUUGCGCGAGCGCGGACGGAUCGGGGCGGCUGGAGACAUCUGUUAUAGCGUGCGUCAUCCAAUUAUCCUUCCGAGAAAGCACCAGGUCACGGAGCUUCUGGUUUACCGAUACCAUCAGCAAUAUCGUCACGGCAAUGCGGAAACCGUUGUUAACGAGAUCCGCCAGAUGUACAACAUCCCAAGACUGCGUUUGGUAGUGAAGAAAGUAAGCCGUGACUGCCCAUUUUGUAAGAUCCGUCGAGCGAGACCAGCGAUUCCACCAAUGGCGCCCCUUCCAGCUGCGCGCCUAGCACAUCAUGAACGAGCCUUCACCUACACAGGGGUUGACUACUUCGGACCGCUGUUAGUGAAACUAGGAAGAUCCAAUGUUAAACGAUGGAUCGCCCUGUUCACGUGCCUAACGGUGCGUGCCGUCCAUCUCGAAGUCGCCUAUACGCUGUCUACGGAGUCGUGCAUUUCAUGUGUUCGUCGAUUUGUGGGUCGCCGGGGAUCACCCGCCGAAUUCUUCAGCGAUAACGGCACAAAUUUCCAAGGAGCUGAACGAGUACUGCAGCAUCAGAUAAGCCAGGGACUGUCGGCAACGUUCACCAACACCGACACGAAGUGGAACUUUAUUCCACCGGGAGCACCGCAUAUGGGCGGAGCAUGGGAACGCUUGGUACAGUCGGUAAAGGUUGCAAUCGCUGAAGCGUACUCUGAAGGAAAGCUGGACGACGAGGGGUUGCAAACGCUGGUCGUGGAGGCGGAGCAUAUGGUGAACUCAAGGCCUCUGACGUAUUUGCCCCUCGAGGCCGUGGAGGCAGAGGCACUUACGCCCAAUCAUUUUUUAUUACUGAGCUCGUCCAGCACGAAACAAUACGGCAGAGAAGCAGGAUCUACAGUUCACGGAUCGUCCAGUGAACUAAUUCGCCGAGAAAUACUGGGUAGGUCGUGGGAGCUAAUCCAGCGCCAGCUGAACGUUUUUUGGAAGCGCUGGUUGACGGAAUAUCUGCCGGUGAUCCGUCGGCAACCGAAAUGGUUUGAUGAAACCCGAUCACUUGUACCAGGCGACCUUGUCUUAGUCGCGGAGCCGACGAAACGAAAUGGAUGGGAGCGUGGACGAAUCAUCCGUGUUGUCCCAAGCCCGGACGGAAGAUACCGACGCGCGGUUGUGCAAAUAGGGACGAAGACUCUGUUGAGACCAGUGUCACGGUUGGCACUGCUUGACCUGCAGGAGUUUCGUGAGACUCCGGAGGACUCCGGACCACACCCGGGGGAGACUGUCGGCGCAGGAAUCGGCAAGCUGGCAACCCUGCCCUGUGCUGCUACCAAAGCUUCGCGUCCGCGAACAAAAGCGACGCAGCGAUAUCUGUGA
Molecule: messenger RNA, 6381 nt
Organism: Aedes albopictus (Asian tiger mosquito)
Lineage: Eukaryota; Metazoa; Arthropoda; Insecta; Diptera; Culicidae
Exons: 2
Coding region: 1-6381 (2126 amino acids)
Biological process (GO): DNA integration
Molecular function (GO): nucleic acid binding
Source: RefSeq, a predicted model, not a curated record